AUUUUUGGGUAAUUAAACUCUGUGAUCAUGUGAUGAUGCACAUUGAGUUCAGUUUAGUCCGGUGAAAAUGGAGCGGAGCCGAGUGGCCGGAGAAUCGCCGACCGGAACGAGGAUCCUGCUUGCGUCACUAUCUGCGAUGGUCGCAGAGUCAGUUACGUUUCCGAUUGAUCUCACAAAGACCAGAAUGCAGCUCCAUGGUGCGCACCGGAUUGGCGCUAUCGGAGUCGUAUCGGAGAUUGCGAGGAAGGAAGGAGUGCUUGGUCUCUACAAAGGUCUGUCUCCGGCGAUUAUGAGACAUCUGUUCUAUACGCCUAUCAGAAUCAUCGGUUACGAGAAUCUGAAAGGAUUCAUCGUCAGAUCUGAAGCUAACCACGGCGAGUCUCUUCCUCUCGCCACAAAAGCUCUCCUCGGAGGAUUUUCUGGUGUUAUAGCUCAGGUAGUGGCUAGCCCAGCUGAUUUGGUUAAAGUGAGAAUGCAAGCAGAUGGUAGAUUGGUGAGCCAAGGCCUGAAACCGAGAUACUCAGGACCAAUCGAAGCUUUCACCAAAAUCCUACAGUCAGACGGAGUAAUAGGGCUAUGGAAAGGUGUUCUCCCAAACAUCCAGAGAGCAUUCCUAGUUAAUAUGGGAGAGCUAGCUUGUUAUGAUCACGCCAAACACUUUGUCAUCGAUAAAAAGAUCUCUGAGGAUAACAUUUACGCGCACACUCUUGCUUCUAUAAUGUCGGGUCUUGCUUCUACAACUUUGAGUUGUCCGGCUGAUGUGGUGAAGACAAGGAUGAUGAGUCAAGGUGAGAAAGCUGUGUAUAGAAAUUCUUACGACUGUUUGGUGAAGACUGUUAAGUUUGAAGGAGUAAGAGCUUUGUGGAAAGGUUUCUUUCCCACAUGGACAAGGCUUGGACCGUGGCAGUUCGUGUUUUGGGUCUCUUAUGAGAAGUUUAGACAACUAGCAGGAAUCUCUUCCUUCUAGACCUUUGAAACUGGAAAACAAAUAUCAGAUUUGGGUUUCUUAGUCUUCUUACACAUCUUGUAAGAAAUUUGAGAAGUAGCAUCAAUCCUGAUAUGGUAAGAAGAGUAUACCAAAAUUUGGGCUCUAAUUAGUAGGCUCAGAUAUUUAUCUUCGAGUUUUCAAAUUGAUAUUUUUUUCCUUUUUUCUUUUGUUCUCGGCAAUUAUUAUAUUUCAUAAAAUGCAUGAAUUUAAUAUAAAUUGCAAUUUGUAAAAGAAAAUUGUUAUGUUGACACAUAUUUAUGUCCAACAAAAUAUUGAAUUUAUGUAUGUUCUUUGAGA
Molecule: messenger RNA, 1285 nt
Organism: Camelina sativa (false flax)
Lineage: Eukaryota; Viridiplantae; Streptophyta; Magnoliopsida; Brassicales; Brassicaceae
Product: mitochondrial uncoupling protein 3
Biological process (GO): transmembrane transport
Source: RefSeq, a predicted model, not a curated record